Nycticebus coucang (slow loris) is the source of this 216-nucleotide messenger RNA. Its product is annotated as small nuclear ribonucleoprotein F-like. NCBI's taxonomy places the organism in Eukaryota, Metazoa, Chordata, Mammalia, Primates, Lorisidae. Gene Ontology annotation, biological process: mRNA splicing, via spliceosome; spliceosomal snRNP assembly. The transcript has a single exon. Gene Ontology annotation, molecular function: RNA binding. Gene Ontology annotation, cellular component: U1 snRNP; catalytic step 2 spliceosome. The record is from RefSeq and is a predicted model, not a curated record. The coding region runs from base 1 to 216 and encodes 71 amino acids.
AUGAGUUUAUCCCUCAAUCUUAAACCUUUCCUCAGUGGAUUAACAGGAAAGCAAGUGUUGGUGAAACUUAAGCGGGGAAAGGAGAACAAGGGCUACUUGGUAUCUGUAGAUGGCUAUGUGCACAUGCAGCCUGCAAACACAGAAGAAUGCAUAGAUCUGGGUGAAGUUUUAAUACGGUGUAAUAAUGUCCUUUAUAUCAUAUGUGUUGAAGAAUAG